AUGGUGAUGUGUCUUGCAGUCACUGAAGAACUUCUUAGACAACGUGCAGAGCAUAACAACCGUGAACUUUUUUCACUGGAAGAAAUCUCCUUGCACCAGCAGGAAAUAGAAAAACUAGAAUACAUUGACAAAUUGUGUCGAGAUUUAAAAAUCCUCUAUCUUCAAAAUAACCUAAUUCCAAAAAUUGAAAAUGUAAGCAAACUAAAGAAGCUUGAAUAUUUAAAUUUAGCUUUGAACAACAUUGAAAGAAUUGAAAAUUUGGAAGGAUGUGAAGAACUGCAGAAACUUGACCUGACAGCAAAUUUCAUUGGAGAACUGUCCAGUAUUGAAAUUCUAAAACAUAACAUACAUCUUAAAGAACUCUUUCUGGUGGGGAAUCCAUGCACUGAGUUUGAAGGUUACAGACAGUUUGUGGUGGCAACUCUUCAUCAAUUAAAAUGGUUGGAUAGUAAAGAAAUAGAACGUUCCGAGAGGAUUCAGGCAUUGCAGAACUAUCGACAAGUAGAGAAGCAAAUUAGAGACCAGGAACAGGUUUACCUUCUCCAAAGGGCCAGAGAAAAAGAAGAGGCCCUAAAAAAAAUACAAGAAAAGCAGGAGAAAAAGAAAGAAAAACAAAUAAAACCUAAACCUGGAUUUGACGGACGUUGGUACACAGACAUCAACAACAUCAACCCAGAUCCUCUAGAAGACAAAGAAAACCACCAGCAGAAAGAAACAGAAAAGGAAUACCAAGAAUGGAAAAUAGAUAAAGAUGAUGAAGAGGACAGAGCUUUUUGGGAGGAGCCCACACCUUAUACUCCAGAGUCUAGAUUAGAAGCUCACAGACAUCUUGAAGAAAAACGGAGAGUUAAAGAAAAUAUAAGAGGGCAAAAAGUGAAAGAGAAGCCACCUAGGACUUUGAUCACUGCAGAAGGAAAAGUUCUGAAUAUGAAUGAACCAAAACUUCAUUUCUUUUUGAAAGAUGAUGAAGAAAACAACCAGUUCAUCCUGGAUCUUGCUGUUUAUAGACAUCUGGACAGCUCUCUAAUUGAUGUUGAUGUCCAGCCAACUUACCUCCGCGUAAUGGUGAAGGAUAAGCCAUUUCAACUUGUGCUUCCUGCAGAGGUGAAGCCAGAUAGCAGCUCUGCUAAAAGAUCUCAGACAACUGGACAUUUAGUUAUCAGCAUGCCAAAGAUUCAAGAAAUAAUUAUGGCUAACCGAAAAACACCCACUUUGGUCAAACCUUCUGACAGCAAUAAACUGCAGACAAAUAUAAAAAGGGAGCGAGUUGAGAAACUAGAAGUGGAUCCUAGCAAAUAUUCAUUCCCUGAUGUGGCAAACAUAAUCCAAGAAAAGGAGCGAAUUGGGCAAGGACCUAUUAAUCUGCAGCAACAAAAGGUUAUAGACACUGAGAAUAGUUAUGUUGACUUUGAAGAUAACCAAGAUGUUCCACCCUUAAUAUGAAAUGUUACUGUAGGGCUCCAUUGUUUGUUACCCAUGUGACCCAGAGUUUGCCUGAGCAGUUUUCUUGACUCAAAUUUU
This is a messenger RNA of Terrapene triunguis (Three-toed box turtle), 1521 nucleotides long. It is a transcript of the gene DNAAF11, whose product is annotated as leucine rich repeat containing 6. Gene Ontology annotation, cellular component: cytoplasm. The transcript has 11 exons. Gene Ontology annotation, molecular function: protein binding. Gene Ontology annotation, biological process: outer dynein arm assembly. The record is from RefSeq and is a predicted model, not a curated record. Bases 1 to 1443 code for a protein of 480 amino acids. Lineage: Eukaryota; Metazoa; Chordata; Testudines; Emydidae.